AUUUUAAUAUCCAGUUCCAGUUAAACAGCCGCACUCAUGCUCUUCAUCAACCAGACUGUUUCUGUGGACUAACAAAGACACUUCACCUCAAGCACAGAGAAAUAUGGUUCUGCUAAUAAACAAUGUCGCUGUUUUGAUAAUAGCAGCAGUUACAGCAUGUGCUACUUCACCUUCUGAUGAGAGUUGGACAUUUUCUGAUGAUUGUCAGGUUGAUUUAAACACAUGUUUAACAAAUUACCUCCAGAAAUUAAACAAUAACUGCACAACAAACUCAUCAACUGUAGUGAAUAUAGAAUGUCACCUCAACACAAUAGUGAACUUUACGAGUCUUGUGGUGUACAAUGUCCCUGACCAAGAUCUAACAUCCUUGAGAAAGGCUGUGCUGGAUGUAAAUUGGCUGCUGUUGUCCAAUCUUAUGAAUAAAAUCAACGAUGACCAAAAGUUCUCUGUGCAAAAUCUUGAGGUACUUCUGAUCAAACGCAGAGUCAGCUCUGGCCCCUAUAACCUUGUCAAUGUAUCUGUGACGAUCGAUUUCACACAGCCGUCAUUGAUGGCUAAUGCUGCAGUGGUCUUCAUGAGCUACACCAACAUCUCCAGCCUCUUCAGCAUCGUUAAUCAAUCAACGGAAACCACUAUAAUGUCCCCUGUGGUUUCAGCACGUUUUUUAUCCUUCAAACCAGACCUCACCAAACCUGUCGACUUCACGCUCACACACAUCACACCAUUGGACCCUAAUGCCUUUCUGUCCUGUAUGGACUGGGAGACAAAUUCAUGGGACACGUGUUCCCUCACACAGACCAGUAGCACUAAGUCCGUGUGCUCGUGUAAAAACCUGACUAUGUUUGCGCUCAUCAGUCAAACUGACCCAUGCAGUUUAAAUUUGACAUUACAGUGUGCAAUGGAUUUCCUGGACCAGACUCAGCAAAACAUUGUUUCAGACCUAUCGCAGGAGACAGUGAAAGGAUAUUUAAACACGAUUAUGAAUUUAACAAAUUUUAUAAACCAGUCAAGCCAAAACACUUAUGGAAAUCUAUUGAUGAAUGUUACUGAGAAACUGGCCUCAAGAUUGGUGACUGAAACAGCUACCUACAAUUCCACCACCAUCUCUCUCCAAACUUUAGAGCUUAGGAUUUUAACAGUUGGUCCGAAGGUUAACUUAAGCAGAACCCCUACACUUGUAACAAGCAGUGCCACUAUGGAUAUAGAUCUCAUUGGAAUUUCAAAGAAUAACAAAGGAUCGGCUGCUGUGGCCUUCAUAAGCUACACCAACAUGUCAAACAUCCUACAAGCUGACUUCAAAGCAUAUACAGAUGUUAAUAAAGUUGUGAUGUCAGUGGUGGUGUCUGCAACACUUCCCAAGACUGCAAACACAAAUCUCACCAAACUCUACAACUUCACCCUGAAACACCUCACAGCGUUAUCACCCGAAAACAUUCUCUCCUGUAUGUACUGGAAUGAAAAUGCCUGGCAUACAGAUUACUGUAACGUCACAGAAACCAACAGCAGUCACACUGUGUGCUCGUGUAAUCAACUGGGAACUGUCCUGCUCAUCAUGCAGACUGAUCCAUGCAAAGAUUAUUUAACAGGACCAUGCUCAAAGAACUUCCUGUUUCAGAUCCUUAAGUACUUACCCCAAGAAUUACCCCAGGAGAUUGUGAAGAACUAUUUGAAAAUCAUGAUAAGUCUUACAGCUCGUGUGACUGCCAAUGUUAUUGACCAAAAUUAUCUGAUAUCCUAUGGAAAUGAUGUUCUGAAUGUAGUCGAAAAUCUGGUGUCUACACUGGUGAGAAAAGACAGUCCUGAUACCAAAAUCAGUCUGUCUCUCCAAAAUUGUGAGGUUCAAGUAUUAAUGAUACAUGGACCAAAUGUCUCCUUGAGUGACAUUCCUGAACUUGGUACUACAAACACUUUAAUUGUUAUCGAUCUUAUUGAAAUUGCAAAGAACAACAAUGGAUCAGCUGCUGUGGCUUUUGUGAGGUACACCAACAUGACAAGCCUCCUGAAACCAUCCCUCCUUAAGACAACUACGAGCCCAAAUAAAACCAUGCUGUCCGAUGUGUUGUCAGUCUCGCUUUUAAAAAAUGCCAACCAAAACCUCACCAAACCAAUCAACGUCACCUUCAAACACAUUCACGAGUUCAACCCUGAAGGCAUCCUCUCCUGUGUGUAUUGGAAUAAAGACUCUUGGAUAGAUAAUUGUAGCAUCAUAUGGACGAACAGUACUCACACUGUGUGCUCAUGUGCUCAUCUGUCUACUUUUGCUCUCAUCAUGCGGACUGAACCAUGCAGGAGUGACCAUCUCAUGAACAUGAGCAUCGCAGGGGCUACAGCAGCAGGACUUGUAUUUCUGAGCUUGUCUUUAUUGACACUCCUCUUUUAUUCUAGAAACCCAGUGACAGACGCAGCUCUGAUCAACCUUUGCAUAAACCUUCUGGUGUUUUACAUUCUCAGCCUGAUCAAAAGUUUUUCCCUGCCUUAUAUACACCCCCUGCAUCUACGAACAGCAUUGGUCGGAAUCCAGUGGUUUUUCCUAAUGUCGGUUUUUGUGUGGAUGUUCAUCGAAGCUGUGCUGCUUUACAUCUUUGUAAGGAACCUAUCAGAGAUCAAAUCGAACUUGGGGGAGGUGAUUAGCUGGAAAUGGUUAAUUGCAAUUGGAUACCUUGUUCCUCUGGGAGUGCUGGGCAUGUCUGCUAUCCCCUUUCCUAAGGGUUACAUUGAUGAAGAAUGCUCUUUAAAUACUGAUGAAACCUUGAUCUUUAUUUUUGCAAGUCCUGUUCUUUUCACUGUUACAUUAAACCUUGUCCCCUACCUCAUCCUCAUCGUCGUCGUCGCCGUCAAUCGCCAACCCCUGAUGAAUGAAGUCUUUCAAAUGAGAAACAGCUCCGAUAAGAGUCUCUUGAAGUGUAUGAUGGUUAGAAGCCUGACCCAGUUUGUCGUUCUCAUUUGCUACUGGAUUUUUCUGUACAUCCCGAGCAAGAACGGAAUAUUAUAUCACGCCUUCCUGUUCCUCAACUCCCAGCAGGGGACGGUCAUCUUCUUCACCCACUGUCUCCUCAACAAACAGAUCAGACAGAAGUACAAAAAGCUUUUGUGUGCUUCCAACAAUCCUGGAGAAGCCUCCAGAAGUGUCCGGGGACAACCUGAAGAUUCCCAAGACAACUAAUAAGAGUUUACACUGAUGUACACAUGUUAGUGUCCUACUGUAUUUACACUUUUACAAUUUUGUUCUACAUUUUUUUAUUACAAUCUUCUAAUCAUUUAAAUGUUUGCAUCUUUAUUGUUGUGUGCUUGUGCAUGCAUUUAUUAUUUCUAACCACGAAUAAAUGUAAUACAAUUAUACAAUAAAAAUAAUAGAAUAAAAUUAGCAUUAUCUUAGUAUGUGAAAGUACUGUGGGUUUGUGAGAGCUUUACGGGAAUUUGUUGGAUAGUUAUGGGAGUUUGUAAAAGCACUGGGAGCAGUGUUGACAGCAUGUUAUGGGAGUUUGGGAGAGUUAUGGGAGUUUGACAGCAUGUUAUGGGAGUUUGUGAGCAUGUUAUGGGAGUUUGUGAGAAUGUUAUGGGAGUUUGUGAGCAUGUUAUGGGAGUUUGUGAGCAUGUUAUGGGAGUUUGUGAGCAUGUUAUGGGAGUUUGUAAGAAUGUUAUGGGAGUUUGUGAAUAUGUUAUGGGAGUUUGUGAGCAUGUUAUGGGAGUUUGUGAGAAUGUUAUGGGAGUUUGUGAGUAUGUUAUGGGGUUUGGGAGAGUUAUGGGAGUUUGUGAGCAUGUUAUGGGAGUUUGUGAGCAUGUUAAUGGAGUUUGGGAGAGUUAUGGAAGUUUGGGAGAGUUAUGGGAGUUUGGGAGAGUUAUGGAAGUUUGGGAUCAUGUUAUGGGAGUUUGGGAGCAUGUUAUGGGAGUUUGUGAGUAUGUUAUUGGAGUUUGGGAGAUUUAUGGGAGUUGGGGAGCAUGUUAUGGCAGUUUGGAAAAGCAUUGUGGGAGUUGGUAAGAGUGUGUUAGAAUGUGAAAGCAUUAUUGGAGUUUGUAAGAAUGUAAAAGGAGUUUGUAAGUAGCAUAAAACACUUUACAAUAAAAUAACCCUUGGGUGAUAGCACUGAAUUAGUCAUUUUAUUCAGAAGGUCUAGAAUGUCAUCUUCUUCUUCUUCUUCUUCUUCUUCUUUUUCGGCAUCUCCCAUUAGGGGUCCCCACAGCGGAUCAUCCGUUUCCAUUAAAUUCUCUUUCUUGAGCCGCAUGUUUGAUUUGGCACGUUUUUACGCUGGAUGCCCUUCAUAACGCAACCCUCCCCAUUUAACCAUGCUUGCGACCGGCACUAAGAGUGACCUGACUUGUGCAACCCUAAUGGCUGGGUUGGUCUAGAAUGUCUUAAAUGUCCAAAAAAAAAAAACUUUACAUCACACAAAAAUGAGUUGUCUAUUGUCCACAAACUAUCAAUGAUAACCGGCCAAUCUAAUGUAGCUCCCUUGGGCUAAAACAGUUUUAUAAAUCAGAGUUUAGGAUUGAAAGAAUAAACGGAGUGGUGAAUAUGCACCCUGAGUUUGUUAGCACUUCAGUGGUGCAGCAGUUUGAGUUCUGAAUCCUGCAGGUGGCGUUGUUGGGUCAAGGCCCAGGUUGAAUAAUUUAAAGGUAAUCAAUCUCACUAUUGCUAAUGAAUUUAAUUAUUGUUUGUUAACAACAGAUUCAUAAGUAUUUACCUCCUACCUUGAAUAUUUGAAGAAAAACAAUGUAUUUAAUUUAAGCCAAAUGACAAUCUCUGUUUGGAAGUCAGAAGCACUCAGUCAGUUUACAUACAAGUCACUUUUAAUA
Molecule: messenger RNA, 4794 nt
Organism: Silurus meridionalis
Lineage: Eukaryota; Metazoa; Chordata; Actinopteri; Siluriformes; Siluridae
Product: adhesion G protein-coupled receptor E3-like
Exons: 23
Coding region: 104-3163 (1019 amino acids)
Biological process (GO): adenylate cyclase-activating G protein-coupled receptor signaling pathway; cell surface receptor signaling pathway
Cellular component (GO): membrane
Molecular function (GO): G protein-coupled receptor activity
Source: RefSeq, a predicted model, not a curated record